Messenger RNA from Salvelinus fontinalis (brook trout), 2683 nucleotides. It is a transcript of the gene dnaja1, whose product is annotated as DnaJ heat shock protein family (Hsp40) member A1. Bases 203 to 1198 code for a protein of 331 amino acids. The record is from RefSeq and is a predicted model, not a curated record. Gene Ontology annotation, molecular function: Hsp70 protein binding; ATP binding. The transcript has 9 exons. Gene Ontology annotation, cellular component: cytoplasm; cytosol. NCBI's taxonomy places the organism in Eukaryota, Metazoa, Chordata, Actinopteri, Salmoniformes, Salmonidae. Gene Ontology annotation, biological process: protein refolding; response to heat.
AUAGCCCCGACUUCCCGACCUGAAAAUCACCGACGUCAUGGUUUGACCUCGUUUUUUCCGAGUUGUCUUGAAAGCACCAUUAAAGUAGGCGGUGCAAGUAGUAGAAGGUUCUGGAAGUUCAUCGCCAGGACGAGGGGUGUUAUAAGUUAAACAAGGUCCUUUCUCUCAACGUCUGUCUAUUGUAACAGACUAACCAACAACAAUGGUGAAGGAAACCGGCUUUUAUGACAUGUUGGGUGUUAAGCCCAAUGCCACACCAGAUGAGCUGAAAAAGGCUUAUCGUAAGCUGGCCUUGAAAUACCACCCUGACAAGAACCCUACGGAGGGGGAGAAAUUUAAGCAGAUAUCUCAGGCAUAUGAGGUGCUGUCAGACUCCCAGAAGAGAGAGGUGUACGACCGGGGAGGGGAGAAGGCAAUAAAAGGAGGGGGCAGCGGAGGUGGCGGGGGUUUUGGAUCCCCCAUGGACAUCUUUGACAUGUUCUUUGGAGGAGGUGGCCGACUGCACCGGGAGAGGAGAGGAAAGAAUGUGGUUCAUCAGCUCACAGUCUCUUUGGAAGACCUCUUCAAUGGCGCCACGAGGAAACUUGCUGUCCAGAAGAAUGUUAUUUGCGAGCGAUGUGAAGGUCGCGGGGGAAGGAAGGGCGCGGUGGAGAUGUGCAUGUCCUGUCGCGGCACAGGCAUGCAGGUGCGCCUCCACCAGCUGGGACCAGGCAUGGUGCAGCAGGUGUCCACCGUGUGCGGGGGUUGCCAGGGCCAGGGCCAGCGCAUCAGCCACAAGGACCGCUGCAAGGCCUGCAGUGGACGGAAGAUUCUGCGGCAGAAGAAGAUCCUGGAGGUCCACAUUGACAAAGGUAUGAAGGAUGGGCAGAAGCUAGUUUUCCACGGGGAGGGAGAUCAGGAGCCAGGACUAGAGCCUGGUGACAUCAUCAUUGUCCUGGAUCAGAGAGUCCAUCCCGUCUUCACCAGGCAAGGGGAAAAUCUGAUCAUGACUAUGGAGCUGCAGCUGGUGGAGGCCUUGUGUGGUUUCCAGAAGCCUUGUCAAACUCUGGACAACCGAAGCCUCCUCAUCACCUGCCACCCAGGGGAAUUGAUCAAACCUGGCGACAAGAAGUGUGUCCUGAAUGAGGGGAUGCCCAUGCACCGCCGGCCGUUUGAAAAGGGACGCCUCAUUAUCCUCUUUUCGUUCUGCCCGUUCUGACUCUGGUCCCUGUCUCCAGUCCCACGUCUCGUCAUCCUGCUGCUCUGUCCUGGAUUCCCCACUCUACUACUCCCUUGGAUUCCCCUCCGGACCUGCUUACCCUGUCUCAACGCCUCUCCCUCCAGCUUUAGCCUCCACACCUGGUUUCCAGCAACACGCCCGAGCUUCCCCUGACCUGCACUCCAUCUCCCCCUUGUGUUUCAAUAAAUACCUUGGUUACUUUAUCCCAGUCUGAGUGGGUUCCCCUGUUCCACUCUGCGUAACAUUCAUGCUCAAUAAUACCUUGUGCUAUUACUUGACUUAAGACUAGUGAUACCUUUUUAUGUUUAGUUGUAUUAUUUACUUAAAUAUACUUACUGAAAUUCAGUUGCUGUGUCCCUCAAUUGUUCAUGGAUAAAGUUAUUGGAAGUGUUCUUCAUUUUUUCCCUAUGUUUCUUCCUAAGAAAAAAGGUAAGAAGAAAGCAGAUUCUUGGAAAUAAUGUUUUAGGAUUUCUUCUUGGAAAUGUACUUAACUUUAGGACAGCUAAACACUUGUCUUGAGACAAAUGGAUACUUCUGUAACUAUGAACAUUUUGUUGCGCCACAGACAGUUGGCUACCGGAUUUUUAAAUACAGCAAGAAAACAAAUUAAACACACAUUAUCUAGCUAUUACAAUAUUCUAGAAGUUUUAAAUAGCUACCGCCAUCUCAUCAAUUUGCAAAGAACUUGGCUAACUUAGCUGAAGUUAACGUUGUUAUAGAGUGAUAAAUGAUGCUGGCCCAUCAAACCAAUAGGUGGCGCUAUCACCAGUCCUAGAUUGGUAACCGUUCUGUGAACAAUAGAGAUAGUUGAGUAUUGGUUUCCAUGAUAGAUAGUGGUGGUAAAUCAGUUCCUAAUAAAUGACAAGUAAAGAUUACACCCUGUAUUUGUAAGAGAUACCAUUGUAAAUAACACAAGCAUAUUGCUAUUACAUUGUUAUAACUAACUUCUUUCUUAAACAAGGUUCUCUCACAUACUCACAAGCAGAAACUGAGACACACACACACCAGAGACAGAUGGCUGACACAGAACAUUCAUAAACACUGAUAAGGCAGGGAAGGCCUUGAGCAAGAGUGCUUGGGUCUGCAUCCCACGAAAUAAUGAGACACACACAUAACCAAGGACUGAGGGCUGACGUAAAUCUUUCAUAAACACAGAUAAGACAGGAACAUCUACGCACACACAAAAACUCCUCUUCAGUCUGAACAUUUUUGAAGACAAAGAACUCUACUCAGAGCCAAUGGGACAGUGAUACUAGCCUGAAGGAGACCUCGCCCUACUCAUCAGAACCAACCAGAGGACCAGAACUUCCAGACUCAACCUACUUUCUGUGCUGUAUAAAAUGACUAUGUAUUUCUGUUAUCUGGGCUCUGUCUGCAGGUUCAUUACGAGCUGAAUGAACGAGUCCAUGCAUGUUUGUAUCAGAUAUCUUUACCUCUGAAUAAAACUGCUUUUUAUUAUAUGAA